AUCUCCAUCUUCGCUGCCUUCAAUUCUUCCUUAAGUUGCUGGUAAAGUUGCUCGAUGGAGGGCAUCUUGGUUCAGUCCACGGGAGCAAACAAGACACUUCUUCACAGAGUUAAGUACAGGUCAGCACUCAAAGUACAGGUCACCACUCAAGAGCACACAAACAGGUCUUCACAGGGCAGAAUCACAGGUACAGGUUUGGCAUGGGUGAGAAGGGACUUGGUACGUUGGGCGAGGGGUAGGGAUGUUCAGGUGUGUGAGGGAAUGUUGAGGUUGUUGUGUAAUGCAAGGGAACCCUGCGGGGUUAAGAUAGGUACACUAGCUCGGGUGGGUGGUGGGGAGGUAGUUGCUAGGGUUGUGGGUUUGUAUCCGAUGUAUGCAUGGAGUGAUAUAUGGGGGCGCCUGCGAGGGUUGCAAUUGAAGGCUGUGGUGCGGGAGGUAAUGUUUAAAUUUCUCCAUAAUAUAUUGCCGUCGGGGGAGGUAUUAGGUAAUAGGCGUGUGCAGGAGGGACGGGAAUGUUGUGAGUGUGGGGGUAUUGACACUGUGCAGGAGGGACGGGAAUGUUGUGAGUGUGGGGGUAUUGACACUUUUCCAUGCAGUAUAUUUUUGUGAAAGGUUGGAACCAGUGAGAGAGUGGUUUAGCAGGGUUUUACGUAUGGUGGGUGGGGGUGGUAUUUGUGUUCUACGGGCAUUAAGCUUGGAUAUGGGGGGGGGUGCCGGUACAAAAUGCGAUGGGUUAUCUGGUAGCCGACUUCGUGUAUACUUCGUGGGUUUUACGGAGAGCGCCGGUGGGGGAGCGAAUUAGGACCCUGGCAGCGAUAUUUUAUGGGACACAAAGGAGGAAUAAGGAUAUCACUGGGAAUAGAUGGUAUUUCAAAUUUUCAGAUGGAUAUCGUAGCUUUCGAGUGGAGGACUUAUGGGCAUUACAAAUUCAGGGGACGUGACGAGGCUGGCUUCUUGAGGAAGGCGCGGGCGUGACUGGUGCAUUUGGAGGACAAGAGGUGUAAUGUGAGUUGUGUGGGUCAAGUGAGUGGCUUGGUGUCAGGGAAUUUUUAAUGACAUGUGUUAUGCGAAGUGAGGGGAUGAGAAACUGGUAUGAGUGAGAUGGAGCUUUAAUUUAGCAAGGUAUGAAGUCUGGUACUUUAUGUGACUGUGAGCGUCUUGUGUGCAAGAUGACUGUGAAGGUUGGUACUUUAUGUGACUGUGAGCAUCUUGUGUGCAAGAUGACUGUGAAGGUUGGUACUUUAUGUGACUGUGAGCGUCUUGUGUGCAAGAUGACUGUGAAGGUUGGUACUUUAUGUGACUGUGAGCGUCUUGUGUGCAAGAUGACUGUGAAGGUUGGUACUUUAUGUGACUGUGAGCAUCUUGUGUGCAAGAUGACUGUGAAGGUUGGUACUUUAUGUGACUGUGAGCGUCUUGUGUGCAAGAUGACUGUGAAGGUUGGUACUUUAUGUGACUGUGAGCGUCUUGUGUGUAAGAUGACUGUGAAGGUUGGUACUUUAUGUGACUGUGAGCAUCUUGUGUGCAAGAUGACUGUGAAGGUUGGUAAUUUAUGUGACUGUGAGUGUCUUGUGUGCAAGAUGACUGUGAAGGUUGGUACUUUAUGUGACUGUGAGCGUCUUGUGUGCAAGAUGACUGUGAAGGUUGGUACUUUAUGUGACUGUGAGUGUCUUGUGUGCAAGAUGACUGUGAAGGUUGGUACUUUAUGUGACUGUGAGCGUCUUGUGUGCAAGAUGACUGUGAAGGUUGGUACUUUAUGUGACUGUGAGCGUCUUGUGUGCAAGAUGACUGUGAAGGUGGUACUUAUGUGA
Cherax quadricarinatus is the source of this 1808-nucleotide messenger RNA. The record is from RefSeq and is a predicted model, not a curated record. Lineage: Eukaryota; Metazoa; Arthropoda; Malacostraca; Decapoda; Parastacidae.